CUGUGUCAUGUGGGUUGCUCAGAAAAUCCAGGAGCUGGAGGCCACGCUGUACGAUGCGCUGCAACAGGAGCCGGGGCGGAGGGCCAGCGAGGCGCUGAGCGAGGGCCAGCGGGAGGACCUGCAGGCUGCCGUGGAGAAGCUGCGCCGGCAGAUCCUGCGGCAGAGCCGGGAGUUCGACAGUCAGAUCCUGCGGGAGCGCAUGGAGCUGCUGCAACAGGCCCAGCAGAGAGUGCGAGAACUGGAGGAUAAGCUGGAGAUCCAGAAGCGACACCUGAAAGAACUGGAGGAAAAGUCCAAGAAAUAA
This is a messenger RNA of Capra hircus (goat), 304 nucleotides long. Its product is annotated as janus kinase and microtubule-interacting protein 2-like. Lineage: Eukaryota; Metazoa; Chordata; Mammalia; Artiodactyla; Bovidae. Bases 8 to 304 code for a protein of 98 amino acids. The record is from RefSeq and is a predicted model, not a curated record. The transcript has 3 exons. Gene Ontology annotation, molecular function: GABA receptor binding; kinase binding; microtubule binding.